Molecule: messenger RNA, 2597 nt
Organism: Phaedon cochleariae (mustard beetle)
Lineage: Eukaryota; Metazoa; Arthropoda; Insecta; Coleoptera; Chrysomelidae
Source: the annotation of a GenBank genome assembly
UAAGGAAGCAAUCGAGCGGUCAUUCAUUGUAAGAUCAGUUUAUUUUGAAAGCUAUUCCAAAGAUAAUUCUCUCUAUAUCAGUAUCGGUAUUCUCUGUCAAUCAAUAUAUCAUCUUUCAUUCGUGUCAAUAAUUAUUUGAAAUUUUGUGUAUUUAUAUCGAUUGUAUCUACAGAUACUAUGAUAAUGCAGUGGAGAACCUUUUCGAAAAUGAAUUUUCCGUUGUUCAUCACCUGUUUGCUGCCCUUCAUAACCAGUGCCGGAAUAUUAUCACCCACGAGUGGUCGUAGAGGGAAUAUCCGCGAACGUUCGACCUCAAAUUAUGGAAUAAAGAAAGAGGACCUGGAAAGCGCGGUGACGUUCGCUUACCACACCACGAACAUGUCCGAGCGAUUGGAGGACAACAUCAAAGGACGAGUCGGCAUCAGCAAUGGUUCGCCCUCUUUCGGGCUGAACAUCGCUUACAGAUCGGAAGAUAGAGCGAUUGAGAGGGGUAGAAAGGCCCUGAUAGCUGCGAGAGCUACCGUUCAGUUGGCCAACAUGUUUUGCAUGAGUUAUAAACUGAACUAUGACGAUUGCUUAGCUGCUAUCAACAAAUUCAGUCUGAAGGAUUCGUCUUUGAAAUCCGUUUGCGAUCAUUCAGAGAAAAACUGUUCUUCUGAAGAAUACCAAAACAUGUACCGAUCACCAGAAGGUUCCUGCAAUAACGUCAAGAAGAGCAGUUUGGGAGAAUCAUUCACUGGAUAUACAAGACUAUUGGCUCCUGAUUACUCCGAUAACAUCAAUACCGUGAGAAGAGCUCGCAACAAAGAUGCAUUGCCAAAUGCAAGAACAGUCGGUAGUACCAUCAUUGACGAGAUCAGAUUUACCAAUGAUCGAUUGACGCUAGCUGUCAUUCAAUGGGGCCAAUUCCUGGAACAUGAUUUGAGUAGAUUUGCCUUUCCAGUGAUGUAUCACUACAACAUUUCGUUCGAUUGCUGCGAUCGCGAUGGGCGCAAUUUGGCGCCCAGAUACCUCCAUCCACUUUGCAUGGCCGUCGGGGUGCCCUCGGAUAACGAGUACACCUUCGCCAGCGGUUUGAGUUGCAUAAGUUACGCUAGGUCCCUGCCCGCCGUAGGGAACGACUGCCGCUUCGGAUGGAUCAACCAACUCAAUCAAGCAACUCAUUUCUUGGACGGCUCUCAAGUAUACGGGGUGACGUUCGAAAAGACCUCGGAACUGCGCAGCUACACCGAUGGAAUGCUAAAAAUGCACCAAAUCGGCGAGAAACACUUUCUGCCUUCCUCAGAAAAUCCUAGUGAAAACUGUCAAGUUGAGACAAAAAACGCGGCUUGCUUCACAGCUGGAGAUCCGAGAGUCAACCAGCAUCCGCGUCUCACGGUGAUGCACACGAUUUGGGCGCGAGAACACAACAGGAUAGCGGAAAAGUUGAGGGAAAUGAACGAGCACUGGGAUGACGAGAAGCUGUUCCAGGAGACCAGAAGGAUCGUUGUUGCCGAGAUGCAGCACAUUACUUACAACGAUUGGGUGCCUAAGAUUUUGGGUGAGAAGAAAUUACAGAAUGCUGGGAAAACUUAUCAAGAAAGUGUUGACCCCACCGUCAGUAAUAGUUUCGCCACAGCUGCCAUCCGGUCUCUGCAUUCUAUGUUCAGCGAUCAUUUCAGAUUAUUAGAUGAAGAUCGUAAUAACGCCGAUUCACCCUCCAUAAAUUACAGAGGACAUUUCAACAAUCCCGGAAUAAUUCUAAAAGUUGAUGUUUUUGAUUCUCUGAUCAGAGGACUUGCAAGUGAAAGCAUCGGAAAUGUUGAUGCCAGAUCUCAAAAGCUUCCCAAUGAAUCAUUCACCGAUGAAAAUUUCGGCUACGAUACGCUAACUCUGGAUAUCCAGAGAAGUAGAGACCAUGGUCUGCCGAGCUACAACGCGUAUAGAAAACAUUGUGGACUCAAAAUGGCGAGCAGUAUGCAGAAUUUCGCAGAUCAUAUGACUAGUGCAAAUGCAGAACUACUAGCGAAUUUGUAUGAUAGUCCUGACGAUGUGGAUCUGAUCGUAGGCGGCCUAAUGGAAACGCCGCAGCCAGGUUCUCUGGUUGGUCCGACGUUCGCUUGCUUGAUAACGGACCAAUUGCUCCGUACCAGGCAAGGCGACAGAUUUUUCUACACCAACCAAAAUCAACCUAAACCGUUCAGUUCCACGCAGUUGAGAGAAAUUGAGAAAGUGUCGCUGGCAAGAAUAUUUUGUGACAACUCGGAUAGUAUCAAAAUGAUGCAGCAGGAUGUAUUCGUGAAAAUAAGUCGAAGCAAUGAUCUGGUCGAUUGCAAUAGCGAUAUAAUUCCUCGAAUGAAUUUGAUGCCUUGGCAAGAUACAUAAAAGAAUAAUCAUUAGUGGACUGGAUAUCACAAACACUACCUACUUAAUACCACUAUAUUAGAAAGUAUUAUUUGAAAAUGAGGACAAGUAGUGAGGACAAGUUGCCAGGAUUGUACAGGAUUUCACAUCACCACCACGUUUGUUCAUUAAUCUUGGACUUUACUUAUAGGUUCUAUUUUCACUUGGGGGUUUUGACUCUGUUAUAUUAAAAUGAUAAAAAAUACUGAACUAUU